AUGUCUUCUUUAACCAACAACACCAAAACUGGGUUUUCUGUCAAGGACAUUUUAGAUUUGCCUGAUACCAAUGAUGAAGAAGGAUCCAUUACUGAAGGGGCUGACGAAGAUACAGAAGAGUCUCAGCCCCCCAAAAAAGCUGGGGUGUUAAGUCAGAGCACCCUAGAAGCUGUGCAAGGUCUGCCCCUGAAAAACCCCUUCUAUGACAAUAGCGAUAAUCCUUAUACACGGUGGCUGGCUACUACUGAGACCAUCCAGUAUUCCUUACAUGGCUUUGCAUCGACCAAUUCCCAACAAGACUCGUCACCCAAAUCCCCAGAACCCUCAGCUGAUGAAUCCCCAGACAACGACAAGGAAACAUCCAGCAGUGCAGACUCUGGGAAGAAAAGGAAAAGACGGGUCCUUUUCUCCAAGGCACAGACUUAUGAACUAGAGAGAAGGUUCAGGCAGCAGAGGUACCUGUCAGCACCAGAGAGAGAGCACUUGGCCAGCCUGAUCCGCCUCACCCCCACCCAGGUGAAGAUCUGGUUCCAGAACCACAGGUACAAGAUGAAGAGGGCACGGGCAGAGAAAGGUAUGGAAGUCACCCCUCUUCCCUCACCUAGACGGGUGGCAGUACCAGUCUUAGUCAGAGAUGGUAAACCAUGCCACACACUGAAAGCUCAGGACUUAGCAGCCACUUUUCCAGCUGGCAUCCCUUUCUCAGCAUAUAGUGCCCAGUCAUUACAGCAUAUGCAGUAUAAUGCCCAGUACAGCUCUGCCAGUAACCCCCAGUACCCCACAGCUCAUCACCUGGUGCAAGCCCAACAGUGGACUUGGUGA
Bufo bufo (common toad) is the source of this 822-nucleotide messenger RNA. RefSeq names its product NK2 homeobox 2 (gene NKX2-2). Gene Ontology annotation, biological process: regulation of transcription by RNA polymerase II; cell differentiation. NCBI's taxonomy places the organism in Eukaryota, Metazoa, Chordata, Amphibia, Anura, Bufonidae. The record is from RefSeq and is a predicted model, not a curated record. The transcript has 2 exons. Gene Ontology annotation, molecular function: DNA-binding transcription factor activity, RNA polymerase II-specific; RNA polymerase II cis-regulatory region sequence-specific DNA binding. Gene Ontology annotation, cellular component: nucleus. Bases 1 to 822 code for a protein of 273 amino acids.